UUAGUUUUGUUGUAUGAGCCAAUCAAAAUUAACCGGAAGUGUCUGUUACUAGACCAAACAACCUGCAACAGAAAGGUGCGAGGAAAGACGGCGUUCGUGGACGUAUAGAUAACACAAAAGCGUUAUCAUGGCUAGACGAAAGCAGGAAGCGCAGCUUCAGCAAGAAAUAGAAACUCAAGAAGAAUGGGAGGACAUGCUUUCAAAGGAGGGUCUAUAUGUUGUUGAUAUCUACCAAGAGUGGAGUGGACCUAGCACUUGUCUAAUUGCAAAUCUACGACGAUUAAAAAAUGAACUUGGAGACGAGCUCCUUCAUUUUGCAGUUGCAAAAGCAGAUACCAUUGAUGCUCUAGAGAAAUACAGAGGGCACUGUGAACCAUGCUUCCUAUUCUAUGCUGGAGGUGUCUUAGUAGCAGUUGUCAGGGGAGCAAACUCUCCAAAAAUUCUCAGAACCAUAACAGAACAGCUACAACAUGAGCACAAAGUCAUUGAUGGAGGAGCUGAGAGGAAGGAGAUUAAGGAUCCAUACAUCGCUCAGAUGGAGUCUCAGGAAAAACUGGACGAAGAGGAGGAGGAGAAAGAGGAAGAAGGUGAGAAUCAGGGGACCCGUCCACAAUCUAGGUUUGCCAAAGGCCAGAAGAUGAAGUAUAGGGGAGAAAUAGUUAAUUAUGGGGACUCAGAUGAAUUAAUGCCUGGAUCAGAGGGUAAGAAAGAAAUCACAGUGUGUCUUAUCAAACCUGAUGCUGUUGCUGCAGGCAAAGUGCCAGAGAUUAUUGCCGAUAUUGAGGCACAUGGUAUCGAGAUCCUUAAGAAUGAAGAACGUCACCUGACAGAGGAUGAAGUCAGACACUUCUACAGCCAUCUUCAGGAUGAGUCGUUCUUCGAUGACUUCAUCAAGUUCAUGACCAGUGGCACCUCCCAUGUUCUGGUUCUGACCAAGGGUAGAACAGGAGAGAACAUCAUCAGCGAGUUCAGAGAUCUGAUUGGUCCAACAGAUGUGGAGGAGGCCAAGGAGGCUCAGCCUGAAAGUUUGAGAGCCAAAUAUGGUGAGAAGGCAUUCAUGAAUGCUCUCCAUGGCAGCAGCUCAGAAGAAAUGGCAAUGAGGGAGCUGGCCUUCUUCUUCCCAGACUAUGUUAUCCCAGAAUCAGAAGGAAAACCCAAAGUACAGAGAACUCUGGCUCUCAUCAGACCUGAUGCCUUCAAAAACCACAAAGAUGAAAUUCUGGCCAAUAUCACCGAGGCUGGAUUUAAGGUGGCUAUGCAGAAAGAGAUGCAACUUACAAAAGAAAUGGCAGAAGAUUUCUACAGGGAUCAUAAGGGUCAGGAUUACUUUGAGGAGCUCGUCACAAGGAUGACAAGUGGUCCAGUCCUAGCUCUUGGUUUGGCCAGAGAGGAUGCCAUUUCAGGAUGGAGACAUAUGUUGGGGCCCACCGAGGUAGAGAAGGCUAAGACAGAGGCCCCAGACAGUUUACGAGCCAAGUUUGCAAUAGACGACACCAAAAUCAACAUGCUUCAUGGUUCCGAUUCUGAAGAAACUGCCAAGAAAGAAUUAGAAUUCUUCUUCCCAGUGCAGCAGACUGUAGCAGUGAUUAAACCUGAUGCUGUAGGCACUAAAGAUGAAAUUAUUGACAGAAUCCAUGAAUCAGGAUUUAAGAUUGCAGCCACCAAAGAACAACAGUUGACCCGAGAGCUUGCUGAGGAGUUCUACGCCGAUCACAAAGGAAAAGAUUACUAUGAAGACUUAGUAGAACACAUGACAAGUGGACCUACAUAUGUAAUGGUGCUAUCAAGAGAAGAUGCCGUCCAAGGAUGGAGGGAAAUGAUUGGUCCAACAGAUCCCGAAAAGGCAAAGGAAGAAAAUCCAGACUCAUUACGUGCAGCAUAUGGCAAAAAUAUUCUCCAGAACGCCGUACAUGGCAGCUCAACAGUGGAACAUGCAGAGACCUCCGUUAAGAAGAUAUUUGGUGAUUUGAAAUUUGGACCUGAUGGUUCGGUCUUAGCGGACGAGGCAGUGGAACCAGAAAAGAAAGAGGGUGAAGAAGGUGUUGAGGAAGGUGAACAUGAGACAGAACAAAUCCCAUCAGAAGAACCCACGGAAAAGUCACAAGAAGAACCUGUUACGACCUCGAAACCUGAAGUAGAACAGACGUCCCCCGAGUAUCGAGAAGAAGAGAAAAAGGAGGAGGAACCUCCCAAAGAAGAUGCAACAAAACCUGCAGAAGAAGAAAAACCAGCUGAAGAACCGAAACCAACCGAGGAAGAAAAACCAGCUGAGGAGUCAAAACCGGCAGAAGAAGAAAAACCCGCUGAGGAGUCAAAACCGGCUGAGGAGUCUAAACCAGCCGAGGAGGAGUCAAAACCAGAGGAAUCAAAACCAGCAGAUGAGGCACCUAAAGAGGAAGAAAAAGCAGAAUCACCGAAACCAGAUGAAGAACAAAAAGGUGAAGAGGCUAAACCUGAAGAGGGUGAACAAAAACCAGAACAAACAGAAACAACAACAGAAGAACAAAAGCCAGCGGAAGAAGGAGAGAAAGAAGAAGAAAAGAAAGAGGAGGAAAAGAAAGAAGAGACACCAGCAGAACAAGGAUGAAUGCAUAAGAAAUUUUAAGGACAGUUAUUCAAUAAUAAGAAAUUUUGAAAAAGACAUUCCAUCAAAGAAAUUUUUCAACAUGAUUGAAGACCAAGAGAAUGAAGGAAAAAAAAGCAUUGGACAAAAUUAUUG
Saccostrea cuccullata (small rock oyster) is the source of this 2719-nucleotide messenger RNA. Its product is annotated as thioredoxin domain-containing protein 6-like. Lineage: Eukaryota; Metazoa; Mollusca; Bivalvia; Ostreida; Ostreidae. The record is from RefSeq and is a predicted model, not a curated record. Bases 128 to 2587 code for a protein of 819 amino acids. The transcript is spliced from 28 exons. Gene Ontology annotation, biological process: UTP biosynthetic process; GTP biosynthetic process; CTP biosynthetic process. Gene Ontology annotation, molecular function: nucleoside diphosphate kinase activity.